CAGAGUUCCAAGAGCAACAAACAGAUAUGCAUAUAACAUCAUCAGGUACCAGCACAGGCUUGCCUGAUAGAUGUAGGGCUCUGGCAGAACAUUUGUGGAGAAAAAAAAAAGACUAUGCCUCAUCUUUGGGACAUGCCAAAGGGGAAGCACCAGAAUGAAAGACAUGGACAAUAUCAAAACUGUAAAGAAAGAAUGGGUGUGUAAAUCAGGGACUGAUGAUCAAAUUUUGAACGGUACAGAACAAAACUGUGACUACUUUGUAGAUAAUCUAUUUGAAGAGGCUCAGAAGGUUGGUGCUAUGUGUGUGCCCCCAACUACAGUCAAGAACCAGGUUGAUGUAAUCAUUAAACUUUGGAAAAAUGGGUUUACAGUAAAUGACGGUGAACUUCGGAGCUACACUGAUGUUGCAAACCAGCAGUUCUUGGAGUCCAUUAAAAAGGGGGAACUGCCUUUUGAGCUGCAGAAAGUUUUUGAUAAGGAAGAGGUAGAAGUGAAAGUGGAAGAUAAAAAAGAUAAGGUGUAUUUGUCAUCGAGAAAGCCAAUGUUUCAUCCCUUUUCUGGACAUGGCUAUAGAUUAGGAAGUGCUACUCCAAAGAUAAUCUCUAAAGUGGGAGAUGGUCAUCCAGGACCUGAUGACAAAAGGAACCUGCCUUUAGUACCCUUGAAUGAUUUGGAGCCUAUCACCAGUGUCCAAAUCUGGUUAGCUGAUGGGGAAAGGAUAAUUCAGAAAUUCAAUGUUUCUCAUAGAAUCAGCCAUGUCAGAGACUUCAUAACGAAGUAUCAAGGAUCUGAGGGAAGUGUUCCCUUCACUCUGACGACCUCCCUGCCUUUUCGAGAGCUGCAGGACGAGACGCUCACACUUGAGGAAGCAAAGUUGCAAAAUGCUGUUGUUGUUCAGAGACUUCGGAAAACAACUGAACCUUUCAGACUCUUAGUGAUAAAAGCGCCUGACAACGACUACAAAACUGCUGCUACACCUAAUGGACAACUCAAUAAUGAGCAGAAAAAUGCUAUCAAUAGUACAAGAUCAAAUUAGCUUUUAACUGACCAAAAAUUAUCUGCAGGGUGAACUAGGCGAAACCAAAAAUGUAACCAGCAAUAUGUGGAUGCCCUCUCAUCCUCAUGAACUGUGCUCUUAGAGAGCAGAAUGGGUGCUGUGCUGUCGUCUGCUAUAACAGAGGUAUUUUCAGCUACAUUGGGUGGUCAGAGCCUGGCUAUGUAAUGUAGCAGAGGAAACUACAGCAGAUCAUCCUUAGAAUUUCCUUAGGUAAAAAGCUUCUUAGUUAUUUAAUAAGUGGGUCUAGGUGGAACAGUUCUCUGAGACUUAACUACUGAUAGCACCUUUUAAGGAAAAAUAGUAUUUAUUUUUGCACUUUGGACUAAAGUGAAAUUUCACUUACAUUGUAGUGUAAACUGCUGCAGUUUGCAUUCUUCUCACAGUAACUCUUCAACAACCAAUACUGCAGGCAAGCUCACCUUUGAACUCUAACUUGAAAAUCUUUAGGAUAUAACUUUUAUCACAAGAUCUGCAGUGUAAUAAAGUUCUGUCAAGUCUUCACAUGGUGGUAGGUGCAUGUGUGAGAAGACAGAAAUGAGGUAGUCUGGUGCAUACUGCAUAUGAAGUGCCUCAAAGUAAGCUCUGAAGGAAUUGUUUUUAUCAAUGGUUGAAGUGCUUGCUGCUUCUUUUGGGCUGCUACGGGUAUCUUGCAGAUCAGGUGAUGUUAAACUACCUAGCUCAUUAGCAUAGGGACCCACUUGUAGCUUUGUCACACAAACUUUAGCUUUUUUGGCUAUCACCAAGCCGGAGUAGUAGUUUAGAGGGACACAGUUGUUCUUAUAUUUAUCUGCCUCUGUCCUGAACUGCCCAACUGAUGGAGGCACUAAUUGCAUGUGGUCAAGUUUCAAAGAUGUUGAAAAUCCUUACUUGAAAACUGAAGUUUUUUUCUCCACUUUGCAUCAUUUACAUCCAAAUAUUUUAUUUUGCUAUUCAUGUACUCAAGGCAUAAAGUUUGUAGCCAACUAUUCUGUGUUUUGCUAAAAGAGAAAACAACAUAAAGACUUAAUAUUUUGUACUGUGUUUACUAAGCAUGUGGGUUUGUGAAUGGAACUAAAAUCUCCAGGUAAGACAUAUCCCAGGAUCUUCAGCAAGUCCAGACUCCUCUGUGCUACCUGUGCCAAAGGAUGGUUGUUGGGGUUGUACUUCUUUUGUGUGGUUAAGUGAAAGAUGGGUUUGGGUUUUCCUGGUUUUGUUCUAAAUAGAAAAUUACUUCAUUGGAGCAACUUGUAUUCUAAAAAAUAGUGAGACUUCAGGCUAGGGAUGUACUCUCUUUCAUUCCCAGGGAUAUAAAACUGGUUUGCUUCAGCAUCUCUCAUGGUGUGUUUGAAAUGAAAGUCAACUGGGCAAAUAUCUAUUCAGUGUCCUCAGAAAACAAAUGUCUGGAAACUGCCUUUUAACGCCUUCCAGUGCUAUAAACUUCCUGUGCUACUGUGCCAUUCAGGUUUAUGUAGCAAGUGGUACAAUUAAAUUUUCUUUGCGCUUGCACUGACUUCUAUAUGAAAAACAAAAAUAAAUGUGCAGACAAAUCCAUUAGUAAUACUGAAGACAAAAACCACCUACAGACACAGCUCCAACCCUCAGUUCCCAGAGCUUCUGAACAGAGAAUUUUAUUCAUCAGUGCUUUCAAAUUUGUCUUAAUAUAAAACUUAGUAUUAGGAAAGCACAUGUGGUUGAUUGUGAGGUCAGCUGUUCUAUCUAAAAGGUGCAUGAAAUGUCAAGAGUAACAGUGUGCUACUCUCCAUGCAUUUGCAGCACAAAAAUUUGAAGAAAUAAAUAGUGUGAGAUUGAAGGGGGAAGUGUAAAAUUCUGAAGUGGGUAAAUGCAUUCUGCUUGCUAUUCUUUAGUAAGUAUUUUGUAUUUCAAUGUUGAUUCAUGUCUGCUACCAGCAUUUUAAGAGAUUGGACAGUUUGGUGCAUUACUAAAACCAACUGUCUGACUGCAGCUUUUGUGUACUUGAGUGUGCAUUUGCAGUUUGAAAGUGUCAUGAUCUUAAUUACAAAAUGAGAGAAAAUCUUUGAAAAGUCUGAAGUGAUGCUGCCUGUUGCCUUUUUAAAAAUGCACUUUCUAAUCUAGCACAGGAUUAAUGCAAACUGUGAUAGAAUAAUGUAUUUCCUAAUUUGGAGAAAGUCUUUGGAAUGAAGAGAAGACUUUCCUAAAU
Messenger RNA from Sturnus vulgaris (Common starling), 3215 nucleotides. The record is from RefSeq and is a predicted model, not a curated record. Lineage: Eukaryota; Metazoa; Chordata; Aves; Passeriformes; Sturnidae.